AUGGAGCAGAGGCUGGGGAAGACAACCCGCGCCCGGAGGAACCUCUUUGGCCCCGUAGACCAUGAGCAGCUGUGGCAGGACUUCCAGCACAUGCUGCGCCACAGUGUUGAGGGGGCCCAGCAGAAGUGGAACUUCGAUUUCCUCCGGGAUGUGCCGAUGGAGGGGCUUCUGCAGUGGGAAGAGCUUGAGGGCCACAAGGUGCCCGCCUUCUACCACAGCUGCAUGGUGGGAGAUGCUCAGAGACCACUGCAGCACUUGAACGGGUCACUGAGCAGGGAGGACAAGAGUCACCACUUUGCCCAGGUGGCACUGACUGAGAAACCCAAAACUUCUGAGAAAACAGGAGGCAAGAGGAUCUCAGAAGGGAAGGAAAGAAGACAGACAGCUUUGACAGAUUACUACUCGGCAAAGAAGCAGGUCAAAAUGAAUAUGCAUGCUGCUGCGAAGAAGUCAGCUUCUUGAAAGCAAGGAGAGGAUUGCUCUGCACUGGAGAGCUUGGAAACAUCUGCCAAGCUUCCUCAACCUUCAAAAACCGGGUGUGCAGGCUGCAGACACUUAGGGGCAUCCCACAAAGACGUAUUCCUGACAGCAGCAGUGAAAACAGAAAAUACUUUCAUUGCGAUGGGGUCAGGCCAAAUCAACUGGAAUCACUUUGAUGAGAAAUUACUGGCCUUAAAAACCACUGGUAAGCAAGUUUGGACACUACAGAAAUUGGCUAAGGCUAGCAGUUUAACGUGCACCGUACGUGAGAAAGUGGUAAACAGUUAAAACAACUGUAUACGUGUAAUAAUGUGCUUGGACAAGUCACUGUACAGUUGGGGUCUUUGAUGUUGUCACGUCUUUACAUACCCUCUUUUUUGGUUUUAGCAGGGACGGCUUACUAAGUUUCACCAUCUCAGCUUUACAGGUCUGACACACUAAAAAAAAUUCCUAGCCCUUUCUGUGAUUUUUUUUUUUUCAGGUACAGAAUUUUGUGCUUGCAACUAUUCAGGGCAUAAGUGACAGCGCUUGGGUGCCAAACGUAUAUAUUGCUGGGCUGUAAACGGAGACAGCUGAAAUUAUUUGGGAAAGUUUCCAUUUAUAUCAGCAGCCAUUUUAGCCCUGUAUAUCUGCCCCCUCCGCAAGAAUUAGGUGGUUAAACUUAUAUGUUAUGGGGAGAAAUUUUCAGAUAUAUUCUUGUAUCUUUCAAGUCAUUCCUGUUACCAGCUGGGCCAAAUCCAGCCUGUAUUUUGGGUUGUGCUGUUCCAUCUAGGUCUAUGAGUUUUCAGGGUGAAAAGGAAGGUAAAAUUUGCUGUGCUUUUGUCCACAGUGUUUUAAAAUGCCUGCUGGUUGUAAGAACAUAGUAAGAAUGAGGGAGACAGUUUAGUUGCCAUUUUGUGCUUUUUAUUUAUACUACUAAUCUUUCUAUAAGAAGAGAAAGGGCAUUAAUAACACUGAAAUGUUACACGUGCAACAGUCUUGGUGUUGCAUGGACUGCUUUUCCAUGGCAUCUGUUAACAUAUACUUUUCCAUUACCUACUUUUUAUUUCCCUUUCUUAUUCCCCUGACUAGUUGGGAUAAUUGAGGUUUUACAGCACAUAAUAAUCAGCGGGUAAACCAGAAAAAGAAACCUAUAAAAUAUAUGCUCUAAAUUACACUGCUGCAUAUGGCCUUAAGAUGCACGCAGUGUUUAAUGAACUCGUUUGGAAAGAGCUCUGUAAAUGUCAGGGGUUUAGAACGACAUGAGAUGAUGGACUGCUGCUUUUUAUGUCAAAUCCAAACAAACUAAGGUUUCUUUUGCAUGGUAAAAAUCAGCGUGCUCGUGUGUGUGUGUCAGGUGUACACACGAGAAGUGGUGUAAGCAAGUCAUACACCCUGCAUUACAUGCAACUUCAGGAGGGUUUAGUGCAUUUCUUUUUUCCCAUUAAGAGCUACAAGUGUUUAGACAUAAAUAAUAGUUGAUUUUCCCCCAAAUGGCACAAGGCAGUGAUUUCACUCUGUUUCUGUAUGCUGAGAUAAAGAUGCUCAGCAAAUUGCAGGAUCAGAGCCUGUUUCCAGCUACAUACAAGAGUCACGAGGUACGAUUUUCCCUCUGGAAUUUUUUAUUUAGUUAGGAACAAACCUUGCUCCAGCUGAUGUCAAAGGGAGUUUUACCCAAAUGAAGCAGGAUGAGGGCCAACCUGGCAACUGCUGCUCGCAGAGCCUUCAGUGUGCUUGUGGGCCAGGCCAGUCUGUUACACGCUUUUCAGCCUGUUGUGUUGUAGCAUAAAGGUGUGGGACUGGGCUUUUUGUAUGUUUGGUUUUAUUUUUAAACUUUGCUUGUGAUGAGAACAGUCUAUUCUUCUUUUUUUAAGUGUGGUGAUUUUCUCUAAUUAAGAAAAAUUGCGCAACUGUCUCUCCAUGUGUUAGUGAUUUUAAAGCAGACCAAUGACACCGUGCACCUUUUUGGUUUGUAGCAAGGUUACUUGCAGAAUUACUUUCUGACCAGGAUGGCACAAGCUGUGCAUAAAAGCCCUGAAGUCUGCCAUGCAUGAGGUUAUCGUGAAGUAGCUGAGUCUUUUUCUUUCAAGGGGAAAAGGGAUGCUUCUCUUUAUUAGGAGAAAGAAUGACUGUCAAUGUACUGCUGUCCCAAAGAAACAAGGAAGGAUCUUUUUUUUUUUCAUACUAAUUCCAAAACAGCUUAGUGCUUAAGCGUACAUUUAAAAGGAAGUAUCUGCCUUAAAUGCUUUGUAAUCAGGACACUAUAAUGUCAUAGGAAUUCGUAAAACAAUUAUUUAAAUUAUCAGUAACAGGUUUUGGAUACCAAUGCAGAUAUUGGCCUUAGAGUGGAACUUCGAUAUAUUCAGACUGAAAGGUGGAGACUGUGGUUGAACAUUUGGCCUGUCCGUGUUUAUAGCAUCUUAAUUAGCUGUGAUUGUGACUGGGAGCUCAACGCUAGGGUAGAAAAGAGUUUUCUGCUGAUUAGACAACGUGAUGUCUUUCUGCUUGCUGAUUAUACAUUUGUUAAUGUUUUUUGAAAUGAUGGAAUAUUGGAGAUGAAGAUAACACAGUAACACAGAAGAAGGCGGAGGAGAGGGAAAUACUGUUUUCAUACCGGUGUUUGAAAUGGGAAAUUUAUAUACUUGUAGCAGAGGGCCUAAUCCUCCCCUGGUGUACACUGUAUUACAGCUCCACUGAUCCGUGGUGGAACCACCUUUAUUUACACCAGAGGAGAAGUGAGGCUGGAUGUUUUGUACUAGUCCUUUUACUCUACAGAAUAAAUGGACAACUGUGUAAAGCCAUUGCUUCCUUUCUACAGGAGUUUUAAAAGAUAAAGAAAAAUGGUUUCUGCUAUAUUUUUGUGUGUGUGACAGCCAAAACUAACAACAAACCUCUGAUUAGUGUCUGAGCUUCAUCAUCACCAGGGUAGAUAAAGUAUAUCUGUGUUUCAUUACCAUGCUGAUGAGGAAACAGUGAAACAUGGAAUAUUUCAUCAUUUUGCUCAACUUGUGAAUUGCACUUUCUUGUUUAACACGGUAUGCACAAGAGUAUAUGUCAGUAUGUAGCAAAGCUGUAAUAAUAAUAUUUUUUUAAUAGUAGGUGGGUCGAAAAUAUUCCCAUUCUUUAAAUGAGGCAGCAGACCUGAUUGAAAAAGCAAUACACUGAAGCUUUGGUCUGCUUCGUUCCUUGGGCAUAAACAGUGUGUUGAACGUACCAGAUUUAAUCCUGUAACAAAGCUGUUAAGGGCUUAUUUGCUGACCCGUGAGUUUGAUGGGCUGCAGGGGUCUGUGGCCACCCAACCAAACCCCAAAGUGGCACUUUCUCAUGAUGAGAAGCAAGGGGAUGUGUUCAGACUUUGGGCAUUAAAGCCAGGGUAGCAGCACUGGUUUAAGGUCUUGUGUGGCUGUGUAAGCAGUACAAGGCAGAAGGGAGACUGCAUCAGGAACCCACGGCAUAUUGUAACUUUGGUAUGCUGAUAAGUAGGUACAAUUAACGUCUACCUGAGCCCUCCUCCUUCCGCUUUUUUGAAUAUAAGCUGCAUGCGUGACUCAGGGCCAUAUAUUACUCAACAGCCACAACCUGUUUUCCGCUGAUACCAUGGUGUGACCAGCGUACGCAUUAGGGAAAUCAGUAGUUCAGACUUUUUCCAUCCGAGAUAAGUGUGUCCCAUGUGCAACACAACCUGAGCUGAAAAUGGGACAGAGCAAGUCCCAGAACACUUGUUUUAUGUUUGGUACAAACAUGGAAAUAAUCUCUCAGGUAUGGAUUAUUUCAUUAAAUUCCUUUCAGCAGCAAUUGGAGAAGGUUGUUUCACUUGGGCGAAAAAGCCGGGAAAAGAGAUUCUCCACGUGCUCCCAGUUAUCUUCAGGGUGAUGCAAGUACAGCUUUCUUCUACUUAAAGCAACUCCUCUGGAAGCUAUUCUGAAAUACCCUUCUGUAGGGUAGUAUUGGUUUCCUUGGAGAAGCUAUCAACUUGCUACAGUAGAUGCUUUACUAUUUUACCAUUAUCUUUUGGAUCCUUGUUAAUAGGCCUUAAUAUCACAGAAAUAUUUGGUUGGAAGGAAGCCUGGGAAGUCACCUCCAUCCCGCUGCACUAAAGCAGGAUCGGGCCUUGCUUAUUCCAAAGCUUGCGAACUGCUGUGAGAAGCGAUUUGCUCUGUUCACAUGACAAAUCUCAGGGGUAGCCAAGGUCAACAACGUUUCUCCUGAGAUUCAGAGGGUCUCUGUUAUACAAGGUGCUUUCUUUCAGGUAUUCAUUUUGCUCCGCUUGUUUUGUUGCAAUGCCGCAGACACAGUUGAAUUCCACAUAAGCAAGCCGGUGUGUUGAACCAUUUGGUUGUCGGAUGCGGAUAUUUGCAAUGUCAUCAAUAAAUGCUGGUGCAUAAAUAUGUUCU
Pygoscelis adeliae (Adelie penguin) is the source of this 4853-nucleotide messenger RNA. Its product is annotated as cyclin-dependent kinase inhibitor 1-like. Gene Ontology annotation, molecular function: cyclin-dependent protein serine/threonine kinase inhibitor activity. Lineage: Eukaryota; Metazoa; Chordata; Aves; Sphenisciformes; Spheniscidae. Gene Ontology annotation, biological process: signal transduction by p53 class mediator; regulation of mitotic cell cycle. The transcript has 2 exons. The record is from RefSeq and is a predicted model, not a curated record. Gene Ontology annotation, cellular component: nucleus. Bases 1 to 462 code for a protein of 153 amino acids.